GCUUCAUUUCCAACAUGGCGACUUUCAGUGCAGUCUGGAAAGUUCCCCGGAAAAGCUGUCGUGACUCCUGCAUUGACUAGCUUUUAGUUGGUGUGUGUUCAGGUGAGUGUAACCGUUUUUUUAAAAAAGAAAAGUUCGAUUUUAACUUUAAGACCCCAAGAGACGAUUGAAACAGCAGUUUUGGAGCAUACUGGCCAAAGCACCUGAUCGUCAAAUGUAGCCGAUCGAGCACUUUUCAAGGUCACCGAAAGUCUUUAGUUUGUGUUUUGGUUUGGAAUAUCUCUCAAUUCUACGGCAGAAGUGCCCUUCGACUGAAGGUUGAUCUAAAAUUGCUCUUAAUUCUUGGUAACUGAUCGGCUGAGUAAACAAAAUAAAUUAUGCAUUUGCCUUGCUGUACGAAACGAUAUGAAGCGCUUUAAUUAAGGCUUAAUUUUGGCUUUUAUGAUUAUCUUUACAGAUAAAGGUGAAAACCAUUUUAUUUUAUCCUUGCUCAUUUUAUUUUACUAUUAUUAUUUUUUUUUUUUUCACUAUUCCUUGUCGGAGUUUUUCCCUCAUUUUUUAUCUCACCUGCUAUCUCUCAUAGACAAGGGACUGCACAAUAUCUCACCGCAGCAGCUUGGAAUCAAGUAUGGAAGAGGAUGACACACUUACAAAACACUUAAGUCAAAAAGACCCAAUCAUAUCAUUGUACGCAGAGGAAGAAAUCGAAGAUGUUAGCACAACUAGUUCCGUUACAAAAAGCAAUACUGUGAUAACUGGCCAAGUUUCAGAGGUGAGCUCUACAUCGGAGGACAAUUACCAGAUACCUAGUACAUCAAGCAAAAGCAUCUUUAUGGACUUAUAUGAAGAAGACAUUUUAAACACUGACUCUGAGAAUGUGAAUAAUACAGAAAAGGAUACUUCAGCUAGUGAUGCAGCAGGAACUAAGAAACGCAAACCAGGGUUGCUACUUCUUGGUGAGUAUGCUGACAGUGGGAAUGACACCGAAGAAGAAGCGUUAAAUGCACUUAAAGUUAGACAGGAUAAAUCUAAAGAGACGCUAGAAAAUGCAAGUAGUAAAGAUGCUGGUAGUGAGGAUGUUGUCAGUGAGACAGUAAUUAAUGAGAAUAAACCUCUGGAGACAGCUGAAUCUGACAUGACCAAAGUUUUAGAGGAACUGCCUAUUGCAGUUAGUAAAGAUUCUUCACUUGUUGAAGAGAAAGUAGAAGAUAAAAACGACAGUGAUUCUCAUGCUAUGCAAGAUACCAGACAAGCUAAAUUGGAAAGAAGUGUCAGCAAGGAAGAAGGACAAAUUUCUGCCGAGUCUGAUUCCAGUGAUAGCGAACAGUCAUCUGAGGACAGAAAGGAUUCCAUAAAACAAAAAGACUCAAAAAAGGAUAAAAGCAAAAAGAAGGAUAAAAAGAAGAAAAAGAAAAAACGAAAGAAACAAAAGUAUUCAGGGGACAAAAAAGAUUCAGAUGUCACAGGUAAAGUAAAAUGCAGGCAUUGGUGUUAAAUGUUGUUGUUCAAUGUUACCCGUAUUUCCCUGUUAUUGUACCACUUACAUUUACUGGUCUUCGUUUUUUCCUUUGCUUUUUUUUCUCUCAUGCAUGUUUAUUAUCAUACAUAAAUCAAAGGAAACUCAAGGUUGUGCUCUAAGAAAAAUUGAAGGGAGCCCAGUUUUUUGAACCUGUGAAAUCUAGGGUGCCCAUAGAACCAUUUCUGUGUAAAAACCUAGAUUUUCUAGUUGCCUGGGUGCAAAAAGAAGGUACCAGGCGCCCCUUGGCGGUGCUGGAGUGCCACCUUAAAACUUAAAAUUGAAGAGCAAUAAUUACACAGUGUAAUUUAGCAUGCUACAAUGGAAAUUACUUUGAGAUUACCACAGUGUUCUCCUUAUCAGGUGGUAACCAGUACAAUUUACUGCCUGAAGCAACACUUCUUACUGCCUGCAACGGCCUGAAGGUUUACUAAGAUUAAAGAAGUGCUUUUAAAAAAUACACAAGUUGUGUUCCAAUCCGAUUCUCACAUACCACAAGGAAAUGAGUGAAUAUAAUACAGAAAAGUACUUAAGUAUACAUAGCUUUUCGGGUUUUUAUGGGUCACACAUUUUGGAAAGAAAACAUUGAAGACAGAGUCAAAUUAUUGGAAUCAAUCAUUUUAAAUUGUUGUGUAAAGGUAACAAGGGCCGAUAUAUGCAUAAAUAAGGUCUUAAAAAUGAGGGAGUGACAUUUCAUAGAACUUAGCUCCUAAAUUUUCCACGCACUCCACUACCCCCCUUCUCCAGGAAAGUGCACCUCUGGCACAUAUUUUUUUUGUUUUAACGGCUAUGAAUGAUCUCUUGCCUGCUGAGCUAAAAUUUAGGGAGAACAUUGUUACCAACAAACAGUAAUUUCUCCUCCAUACCAGGUGUAUACCUGAGAAUGAUUAUUACACUUUAUUUAAAUCUUAAUUUUAUGCAUGUUCUGUUUCUCUCCCAUAGUAAAUUUAUCUAUGAUAUUGUUUUAAGUGAAUUGUUUACCCAUACAUUUCAAGAGCUGCAGUCUGCUACAAAUGCAUACAUUUUUUUAUUGUAAUAUCCUUAUUUUGUGAAAUUAGGUGAUGAGAAGAAAGAGAGAAAAUCAGUCAGAGGUAGAAGUAGAGAAAGUUCGGAGAAACGCAGGUUUUCUAAGCACUCCAGGAGUAGAAGCCAGGAUAGGAGCAAGGACAGGAGUUCAAGGUAUCGUGUCCAUAGCAGAAGCAGAUCACAAGAUAAAUGGAAACAGUCAAGAUAUGUUAGAGAGAAAUCAAGGAGAUCAAGAAGUCGAUCAUCUAGCAGGAGACGUUCUGCACCAAAUAGAAAUAAGGACUUUAAAUCCAGGAGUAGAUCUCCAAAGAGAAGUGUUUCACCACGUAACAGGAGAAGAGAAAGAGAACACAAGUGGUCAUCAACUUCUAGAAGUAGGAGAGAUUCUCCAUCAAAAAGGAAAAGGAAAGUGUCAAGAAGCCAGUCACCUCGUAAACGCAGGGAGAGGUCUCCUGAACACAGAAGGAGUAGGUCACCCAAUAAACGGUCAUAUUCGCCAGACAAAAGAAGGAGAACUUCCCCUGAAAAAUCACCCAGAGAAAGUUCACCAUCAAGAAAAGAUAAAUCUGCCAGAAAAAGAGAGAGAAAGCAAAGUCAAUCCACACCUGUUAAGCCGGCACAUCGCACAUCGUCAGCCUCAGAUAGUUUGGACUCAGGUCACUUCACCAACAUACCUCUGUCAAAGACAAAUAAACCAGAGGAAUCUGAACCUGACAGCAACGAGCCAGUUAAAAAGCCAUCGCCAAUUUCUGAAAAGAAAAGUGAGCCCAGUGUUCCACCAAAAGUGGUCACAGAUGUAGAAAAGCAGUUUUCACCUAUGUAUAGUCCAGAAAAACCUUGGGAGGAUGAAUUUGACUUUGUGUUUACAGAGCACCUGUCACCCAGGCAAGGAACUGAGAAGAGCAUGGAGGAUGUUCUGUUUGGAUCAGAGGCAAAAACCCCUGAUUUCAAAAGACCAAUAACUGUGGAAAGGUAAGACACAGAGGUAGUAUGACCCUGUAAGUCUCAUGUAUGACCAUCAUCAAUUUUCUCGCAACAAUCAAGGUAAAAGGUUGCGAGAAUUAAUACAAUGAUCAGCUAAGGAAAAGUAUUUAAGACUUGGAUCUUUUGUCAAAUUCUGCCAACCACAUGUAAUUCUUUAAGGAAAUAUAUGGGGAUCAGUCUAGAGAAUAGAGACCUUUAGCGUCAGGUUUUUCAUGGGAAACCGCAAACCGCAGUUUGCCGGUGUGGGUUUGUAAUUUCAAAUUUCAAAUUUUAGCAAGGUGUUCAGUUCAGUUCAGUUCAUUUCUAUUUAGCCAAAAUAUAGUACAAUAGAAGAGUACAUAAUUAUAGGAAUUGUAAGGUUGCAAGGGAGCCCAGAAGAAACCAGAAGGCUUAUGAACCUUGGGCUCCCCAGUCACAAAGAAAUAAGUAAAAUAAAAGGAACUUCGCGGAGUGAUACAUUAUAAAUAGGAACUAAACAGAGACUGAGUAAGUUAUGAAUUCAGUAACAAGAUAGAAAAAUAUAUUUAACUCUGGAUUGGAACAGAAUACUUCUUUUGUUUGUACAGCAGAAAGGAAUAUAAAAUCGAUUUCAUUGUUCAGUGCCUCCAUGUUGUUUUUCAUCAAGUCGAAGUGCAUCACUUUAAUCGCCCAAAAAACAGGAAUAAUUCAUUGGUUCGAGAUCAAAAAUCCAACAAACACAUUUUUAGCCCCAAAAACCUUGUCGUAAAUCACUUAUGGCUGGAAGCCCUCCCUGCAGUUCAAACGUGAACUGCAAACUGCAAACUGCAAACCUGUCCGCAAGGCUGUGGUCAGGUGAUGAAAAACCUGAUGCGAAAGGUCUCUGAUAUGUUUGCAGAUACCUGUAUUGGGCUUUGAAGGGUUAAGAGGAAUGAUCCAGUUGGAGACCCCAUGCUGUUUCUUUAAUUAGAGAACUGUUUUUUUUUCCUUCAAAUGUGUGGAGCAAGGUUCUACACUUGUACAUGAGAUACAUUACACAAUGACAAGCUCUCAUUUUUUCACAAGCAAAUACAGCACAACUUGCAGCAAAAAUCUAGAAAAUUAUCAGAAGUCACCAAAAAUAAAAACAGACAAGCCAAGCUAAUGAGGCUACCAAAUUACACUCAUUAAAAAGUGAGAUCCAAACAACCCAAAGUUAACUGACAGGCAAACAAAGUUUGUUCACUACUUGAACAAGAUUCUAGAUGCAAAUAAGCAUCUUGCACAAGAAUAAUACCUUAGGUAGCUCCUUAAUAGAAGUCAAAACUAGUAAAGCAGUGAUUUUGUUACCUCUGCGUCCUACGUCCUUGACGCAUAAAAAUCCCCAAAGACGCAAAAUGAUUCAUAGCAUGUGUCCCGUAGGAUGCAAAGAUCAAUCGAUUGAUCUGAACGUGUGUAUUGGUUAAUAUCCUGUUCGUGUAAUUUCUGUGGCAGUUAUUAUGGCUGUUGUUUAACGAUGCACAUUUCUUUUAGCCUUUGUUCUGCUUUAAGAUAACCUCUAUAUUUUAAUUUCAGUAUACUGUAAUACAGAGUUUUUGAGUAAUUCUUCAGAUUACCUGUGCAUGUCUGGUUACAUAAAGGCCAAAGCAUUAUUUUUCAAUAUCAAACUCAUUUCUUUUUUUUUUAACUGGGACUCACAAUUUUUUGCAAGAUGAGUCCCAGGACUCACCAUGACAAUUAUUUGUGACAAAAUCACUGGUAAACUGAAGCUAUUAUUUUCCCCUUCACCCUCUAAGCCCAAGUAUGCACAUACAAAUUCUCCAGACUUACCUACAUGCAUUUCCUUAAAGAAUAAUUGAGAGAAUAUGACAAAAAAAUCAAGGCAUUUUCCCUUAGGUAAUCAUUUUAGAUAUUCUCAUAACCCUUUUUCUUGAUUGCAUAUUGAUCGGGUUAAAUAGAAAAUUCAUGUUGGUCUUUCUUGGUACUUAAAGGGUAUAAACGCCAACUGAUUUUUUUACGUGAAAAGUUAGAACUACAUUAUGUCUCCAUAAGAGACCUUGUUUUUGAAAAGUUUUAAAUUUAUGAAAAGUCAAAAAAGAGAAACUGAAAGAAAGACGAAAAUAUUAAAUCACUCAUAUGGUCAAUCAUAUUUGAUAGAGAAUGGUAACCAAUAUGAGUUUUGGAAUGUUAAUGAGUUUGUUUUUGUAAUACAUGGAAGUAAAAAAAGAGAGAUAGAGAAAGGGAGAAAAAUAAAUCACUCACAAUCAGUUUUAAAUUUGAAAGAGAAUGGUAACUGAUCAAUAACUGUUAUGGCAACUUACUUGUAUAUUGAACACUUUUUGGACUGUCAAUGAUUUUUUUUUAUUAUUAUUCUUUACAAUUUAUUCUAUGUAGCAAGAAAAAUGAAGGAGAGCCUGUUGCAAAGAAAGAGGAAAAGAAAGCAGAAAAAGUAAAAACUGGUAGAGAGAAAAAUAAUGUUCCGCAAAAAGAAGAAAACCAAGAUGGUUCUUCCAGAAUACAGCAAGCUAGUUCUAAUACUGCAGAGUCUGCCAUCAAAGCUAAUGGCCAAAAUAUUUCUGCUUCCAAGACAGCAGAAGUAGCAAAAACUGUCUUUGAAGAUAAACCCGACCAACUUGAAAAGAGAAACAGUGACAAUGAGUCAUCACAAGCUUCAAAUAAUACUAACAAAUCAGCUUUUGUGCAAUCUAAGUUGGAAGUUAUACCUUUUCUAGAUGAAGCACCAUCUACCCAACCUCCUGUAGGUAGUAGCAAAGUUCACCCAGCCAAGUCCCAGGUGGACAUUAAAGGUUCUUCUCCUUUAGCUGGUACAGGCAAAAAACAAAAUGAACUUCAAAGAGCAAAAGAUAUUAUACAGUCAUCUAUCACAAGGAUAAAUAAAGCACCAAACAAUGUUAACGUGAGUCCCAUGGACAUGGAAAUGUCAUCACCUGAAGGUGACAUUAUUGACCGUAUGAAUGAAGAGUUUUGGAGGCAACAACACCAGCAGAAGCCAGUUGGAAUGAAUCAAGCAGAAGUGGAGGGAAGACAAUCAAGAGAAGGUUUUACAGUAGAGUCUGGAGAAAAUGAACAGUGCUCGUUUGAGGAGCCGUACGAGCCUGAAAGUGGGUUGAUUAUUGGUGAAGAAUAUGAAGAUUUAAAUAACAUAGCUGAUCCCAAAGAAAGAAGGAAGAAAGAGAAGCAACAGCAGAAGGAAAAGACAAAAGUUCAGGUAAAUGUAAGGUUGGAAAGUAAAGCUUCAAUAGUUGUAAACUUGCCAAGAUGCUGACACUUGUGUUUAUAAAUCAUUGACCCAGUGUUCUUACCAGGGUUCUCCACCCUGGGGUCUAUAGGACCCAUAGAGAAGCUAAAAUGGGGUCAUGAGGGAGAAAAAUGGGUCACAAUUUUUAGAUACAGUUAACUGAAUGUUUAACUCACAGGUCUGAGUUAGAGUAAAUGGAUGAUAAAUAUCCAAUUUUUACAUACAUUUAACUCAACGUUCUACAGCUCUGAGUUAGAGUUAAGACGGAAUAACCAAAUAAAUUUUGGCUUAUAUUAUAAGGAAAUGUACAAAUGUUUUUGGACAUUUUCAGGGUUCUAUCUAGGAUUUAUUGUUUGGAGGAGAAGUCCCUGAGUAACCAAAAGGCCAUGAGCUUUCUAGGGGGGUCGGGGGUAUGCCUUGUCAAAUACCCUAGAUAGAACCCUGGUUUUGUAAUAGGUUUUUUUUCCUUCUUUGCGCCCUUUUGACCCCUUGCGCUUGCUGCAUUCUGGUAAGAACACUGAUGACCUUGCCUUAAACAAUUGUCAUAGCCAUGAAAUGAAAAACUAAACACCAAAUUGCAGGAUUUUCAGUAAGUUUUGAAGUAGGUAGCUGAUUCACCGUUUUAACUUCAAUAUCCCAGCUGAUUAGCUAACCAAAAAUUGAAAGCAGGUUAUGUGUUUGCCAGCUAUUUUGACAACCCCAGAAGUAAGACUUUGCAAUUCAUCAGAACUGCUUCUUAGAUUUCAAGACUGGCUGAAAAAUUUCCAAGAUUCACAAUUUUCCUAAAGUGCUGGUCUAGCAAUAAUUGCAAUGAAGCCCUAAUUGACUUGGGUAAAUUACUUCCAAAUAACUAUUGUCUUGUACUUACAUGCACUUGUGAAUCAAAUGGAGAAUUUAGCAUCAGGUCAGGAGUCACUUAGAGCCUUCUAAGCACACUUCUAUUAUUGAGCUUUAAAUUACCCCAUUGAAUCCAUAUAAUUAACAUCAUGAUCCAUUGAUUUAUAGUUGGUUUUCGUAUUUGAAAAUUGCCCACUUGAGACAUGUUUACAAUUUUAUAAUGAGAGUUCUGUGCAUUUGACAUUUCUUUGGUCUGUCAGUCAAGGAACGGUAUCUUGUGUUUUGCUUUUAAUUGUAGGAACUGAUAGAUAAGCUUCACCGACAAGCUCGUGUAGAAGAAGAAGUCAAGCAUGUUCUCAAAGCAUAUUACAAGCACAGAGAUAUUAACAAGGAAGAGUACAAGAGUAUACUGAGAAGAGCUGUUCCACAGGUUUGUUACUGAAUUUCUUGGUUAAGUUUUAUUUAGUCAUGCAAGGAUGAUCUGUUAAUCUUAGGAUCAACUCCCAGUAACUAAAUGCAGGUUAGAAGCUAUCAUGUUCUCACAGAUCAAUACUUGUGCACACUGUAUUGCUGGUUUUCACUGUUGAAGCAUAAAAAAACUUAAUCCAAUCAACAGUAAAAAUAGAAUCUGGUAAACACGUCAAAGAUAAACAUGCAAACAGUCAUGCCAAGUUUCAGGUCUGUACGCUUUUCCACAACUGCAUGCAAGAUCCCCAGAGAAAUAUGUACCUAAACUUAUAGAGCUUUUGUUUAGAGCUGCCACACUGGUGUCCCCUCUUGUGUAAAUAUUGCUCUGUCACAAUCAUCCACUUUCCAUGAUGUUUUCUAAAUUUACUUUGCCAAGGGACAAAUAUGAUAUUUAAUACUGUACUUAGAGACAUUGUAUGGUAAUAUAUUAUAUGUCUGGCUAAGUCACCAUUUUGGUCAAACAAAACAAAAAUGUGGUUGAACUCAAUCAUUGGAGCAUUAUGUUUUUGUCACCCAUCCUUACAUGUACAUCAGAGAACCUGGAUCAUGGAAGUGUAGAAAUGAAAUCCUUAACACGUCAGAGAUGAUACAGAAACAACUCUCAAAUAAAGGAAAGCCAGAUUCAUUUGUUAAAUGGCAAAAAUUAAUACUUGUACUAUGCAUAACUUGAUCAUGAGUUUGUGUCUUCUUUUUUUUCUUAGGUGACAAACUCAAGCAGUGCCAUAGACCCUGAGAGAAUCCGAUCUCUCGUAAAGAAAUAUGUAGCCAAGAUCAAGGGACAACGAGUUGAUUCUUAGUAUAAUUACUGCACCUUUUGUACAAUUUUGCUUCAUAAGCAACAUGGUCAGGUACUAAAACUUCUCAGUCCUAUAAAAAUUUCAUUUCCAUUCGUAAAAGAGCCAUACAUAGAUCUAAGAGAUCUUUCAUCCAAAAUCACCUUUUUCUGAGAAGAUCAUACACAAAAGUACUGUAUUUGCAGCAUUAGCUAAAAUGAAGAGGAAAAAUAAUACAGAGUGCAUUCUUCAAUCUGCAGAAAUGCAAAUUUAUAUAAGUGAAUGAUCUGUUUAAUUGAGACAAAAAUUCAAAGCUCCUGUUGCUGAAAGACCACAGGAUCCAGGACAGUGUUUAAAGUGAAGAACUGCAUUCCCGGUUGAAUUUUAUUAUUUUUGAUAAACUAGACUUGAACAUGUAGAGCUCUGUUCUUAGCCAUAGAUCUAACUCUGAUGUAGACCUGUCGUACAGUCUACUCUCUCUUAACGGACACCUCUAUAAGACGGACACCUCUGUAAAACGGACACCUAGAGUUGGUCCCCGCCUUUCUUUACUACCUUUAUUUAACUCUCUAUGAGACGGACAUCUCUCUAAGACGGACACAUACUGCAGGUCCCCAAGUUGUCCGUCUCAGAAAGAGUUGACUGUACAUGUAAAAUCAGCUAUCAGAACUUACAUUUUAUCAGUGUUGUACCACAUCAAAUGCAGUUUUAGCUUUAGUAGCCAAGCAUAAGUUUUUGAAGGUGGAAAGUUAAGGUGUUGAUUGUUGGUAUUUGUUUUCAAGGUUAUUGCAGAUUGGGUUAAACAUGCUUUUGUUGUCUAUCACCUUGGUAGAACAGUGUUUUGGAAAGUAACCUGGGCGAAGGUGAUAGAGCUAUAAAAGUAAUGUUCUGGCGUCUCCUUUCAAGGGUCUAUCAUAACACAUAGAGCUUAUAUUGCUGCAGUUGUAUUACUUUUAUACUUGACACCACAAUAGACUUUAAAUUUCCAGAAGAUAGUUUGUACAGCCAGUUUAUACGGUCCACCCUUUCUUUUGAGAAAAACUAUGUCAUUUGAAUGAUAAAGUGUUAAAGAAAUUUUAUUACUUAUCGGAUCAAGUCAUCAAAGAGUACUGGAAUGUGAUAGUUUUUACUUAAAACACAGUAAAAGAAGCUGUUACGUGAAGUUAUGUUUGUACAACCCUACCUAAGCUACAUAAAAAGGCAGCAGAAAAUGGGGUAGAAUGUGCUCUGUUGUAAUCCCUGGCAUUUCAAAGAGGAAAAUUGAUAUGUGGUUUGGCUGCUGAAUAGAUUAUACAGUAUUUUUCUGUGUUAUCAAGUUAUUUGUGUUUACUUGGAGUCAAGUGCUGAAUUAUCUUCAACAAUGUAAGUAAAGUAGAAAAAUAUAAUAGAACUUUGUCAUACUAAAUGCCGUAAGUCAUGUUAAAAGUAGAAAAGAAAGUUAACCUUUUUGAGAGUAUAUUCCAUUUCCUCAUGACCAAGGUUACACUUUACACUAUUACCCAGGUACACUUCAACAAAUUGUUCAAACAAUAUUCAAUCAAAAAAUAUUUUUGAAGUAAGGCGUACCUGGAAAGUAUAGUCUUUUUAGUCUAAGUGAGUGGUUCAAUUUUCCUGGGCAAAUGUUUGUAGCAUAACUACAGAUUAAUUCGUUUUGGUAGUUCUUUGUAUUACUUAUACAGGUCUUUAAUACAAUAAUUGUAUUCAGGUUUAAUUAUUAAACCUCUCAUCUUGGAACCUUCAUACUAAAGAAAAACAUGAAACCACUGUCUAUGCACACUGCUUGACGUGAACCAAUUAAUGCUUUGUAAAUACACAACACCAUACUUUAAUAGUAAUAGACAACCC
Porites evermanni is the source of this 10645-nucleotide messenger RNA. NCBI's taxonomy places the organism in Eukaryota, Metazoa, Cnidaria, Anthozoa, Scleractinia, Poritidae. The record is from the annotation of a GenBank genome assembly.